UCUGAGCAGCUGGUUCCUGUCCAGGUAAAGAUCAACCACAGAUGUCUCCAGAAACAGGAGCUAUCUUCACGUUUGGAAAGAGCAGUUUUGCUGAUAAUGUGCCGAGCAAGUUCUGGUUGAAGAAUGACCGUCCACUGCACCUGUCCUGUGGAGGAGAGCACACUGCAGUCAUCACAGAAAAUGGGAGGCUGCUCGUGUUUGGUGGGAAUAAUUUGGGCCAACUGGGGCUGAGACUGAAGUCGGCUGCCAGCAGACCUUCUUCUGUGAAAGCCUUGAAGUCUGAGAAGGUGAAGCUUGUGGCUUGUGGGAGAGAUCACACCAUUGUCUGCUCAUGUGGGGGCGUUGUGUAUAGUGCUGGCAGUAACCAAACCGGGCAGCUCGGUUUGGGGCACUGCAACAACACUACAUCCUUUCACCUGCUGCAGCCGUUCUGUGACUGGGCUCCAAUCAAAAUGCUUUCUGCAGGAUGCAACACCUCAGCUGCCUUAACAGAGGAUGGGAGGCUGUUCAUGUGGGGAGACAACUCUGUGGGUCAGAUCGGUUUAGGGGACGAGGGAUUUGCAGCAGAACCCAGAGAGGUGAUGGUUGGAGAACAGGUGAUGUGGGUCUCCUGUGGGAACCGCCACUCAGCCUUCAUCACAGUGCACGGCGAUCUCUACACAUUCGGUGAGAGUGCAAAUGGAAGACUUGGCCUCCAGGUGGAGCAGCUGUCCAAUCACAGAGUCCCUCAGCAGGUGCAAGGCAUUCUGGGUCGAGUCAUUCAGGUGUCCUGUGGAGGGGAGCACACUGUGGCACUGACAGGGGAUGACGUGUACACGUUUGGCAGAGGUCAACACGGUCAGCUCGGACACGGAACGUUCCUGUUUGAAGUUCAUUCACCAAAACCGCUGGAGCACUUUAGUAGCAGCAGCAUCAAACACGUCUCCUGUGGAGAGAACCACACCGCUGUGAUCACAGACAGCGGGCUGCUCUACACAUUUGGUGAUGGCCGUCAUGGAAAACUGGGGUUAGGGGAGGAGAACUUCAUCAACCGGUUCAGCCCGACACUCUGCACUCGUUUUCUGCAGCUCAGUGUUCAGACAGUGUCCUGUGGUGGUCAUCACAUGCUGGUCCUGGCUGCUCCCAGACCACCACAGAGUGAACUAAUGGGACCAGAGAAAGGUGCAGUAAGCACAGACAACUUUCUGGAGUCCAGCUAUAAAGACACUUUGAUGAUUGAUCUAACUCCACUGGUCCCAUCCUUAUCUUGCUCUGCUCGAGCCCGGCACAGGGAAAAGGGGAGUUCUGUGGAGCUGUUUGGGGAGAUGUUUCAGAACCUCCCACGUCUAAAUUCUGCCUUCCUCAACACUUCUCAGCACACAUCCACAAAUAUCCCAUCCCUGAAAAAGCUUUCAAAGGAUGUCUUUACUCCUUCAUCUUCCCCCAAACCCCAAUCAGAAGCAACAGCAAGCCCACUUCUCUCCCCCAGAUCUCCUCUCUCCCCUCAGAGCCCAGCCUUCUCCUCUAAACCAUCAAGCCCACAUUCACAGUCAUCAUUUAUUCUUCAGAAAAAAGCCUCCAGCACGUCUUCCAAAGAGUCCAAAGAAUCCAAAUCCAAAGAGUUGCCUUCUCCUUUACUGUCACCAAAGUCUAUAACUAAAUUAAAGCCCAAACUUUCUGUGUCUGCUAAAAAGUUAGCAAAAAACAGAGUACACCAAGCAGGAACCUCCAAAAAGGCCUUAAAUAGUAAAGCGUCGUCUCCUUUACCCCCUAAAGAAAAGGCCUUCAAUAGCAAAAUGUCGUCUCCUUUACCCCCUAAAGAGCCCUGCAGCCCCACUAGACCCCCCACUCAUGCCUCCAUGAAGAGUCUCAGAGAGGAAGAGCAUCCCGCCUCGCCACAAACAGAGCAACAAACUGUGACUGACGAUGUGGAAGAAAAAGAAGUUGAUUCCAAGUUUUUGGCAAAUACGGAAAAGAAAAAGGGCAGAGCUCUUAGACAAACAGCUAAAGAGGCAGAGGCGUUCCACUCCAAUGGGAAGACGGACCAGAAAUCUCCUCAGGCCUUACCCUCAGAGAAAGAAGUGUCUCCACAGAGGAGUACAGAGAAAAAACAGAAAAUCACAUCUAAAGGCAAAGAGAAUAUUUCCAGUGAGUCAGUUAAAAUCAAAACUCCAGAAGACAAGCAAAAGGUCUCCAAUAUCAAGUCACCAAAACACAAUAAGAGCAAACUUUCAGAAUAUAGCCCAAAAGCUCAACAAUCGGUCUGGAAGACACUGACCGACGCACAGCAGAAACGGCCUGAAGUGAAGGAAGCUACCAGGAAAAACAGAAAUCUGAAAGCAAGUAAUGUAAACCAGAAAGAUGAGAAAGACGGCUCUUUAAAGAAUUAUGUAAUCAGGACCCCAAAAAGAGACAAAGUGACAUCAUUAGCUUUAGACAAGACCUCUCCUGUUUAUACAGGAGAUGAAACAACCAGUUCAGUGUCCAUAGAAAAUGCAGUAGAAGAGGAUGCAUUAAUGCAGUGUGAAAGUUCUGACAUCACACCUUUUGAAAUGGAGGUGCAGCCUAUCAAAUCAACUCCAACAAAAGAUCUGCAGGUUAAAUCUACACAAGGAAAAGGUGAAAGGACAGCAGUGGAUGUUAAGUCAUUACCAGCUAGAAAAGAAACUGGUCCUGUCACCGCACCUUCUCAGAUCAAAACUAAUAACUCUGUAGGUGUGAAAACUAGACCUGCAAGACUACAAGGGAAAUCACAAGAGCUCAAAUCCACACCUCCACACAAUGAUCAAAGUCAGCAUGCAGAAAAUCCCCUCAUUGAAUGCAAAGGAACAGAAGAAGGUGGAGAAACUGGGUUAAACACAGCUCAGAAAGUGAAAGGUAGAACUGCAGAUAAGCAAAAGUUACUUAAAGUAAAAGACAAAAAGAAGGCUGAAGAAUCCAAGACUGAACUGAAGGCAAAAACAAAACCACAGGGAGAAGAAGGAGAGCAAAUCAAACGUGGAGAGGAUGUUGACUAUAUAAUGCAAGAUACCACGGAGGCCAAGCUAAGGAGGAAGACUGAAGCUUCCAGCCUGCAGGCAUCACAGUGGGAUGCAUCUACUAAAGCCAUAAAUAACCCCAGUUCCUCUCAAAGCCCAAAGAGAACAGAGCUGGUUUCUGUCAGCGGUGCAGAAUCCCAGCAAGGCUCUGCACCUGUUGGUUCUGAAACCGACAGAGAGGAUGAUCAAGGCCUGACUGAGGAGAAACCCAGGUGGAGGGAAGUUCUCAGUAAUGCAGCAUCUUAUCUUCCAGCUGUUGGGAUGGCAGGAGCAGCUGUGGCAGUGCUUAGUGAGGCAGGAACACAAGUCAGAGGAUUCCAGCCUGACAGUGAUGAAGUUAUCGCUACACCACCUAAAACACCGGGUAUAGGGAGACGGUUCACCAAGCAGAGUGCAGUUACGCAAUCUUCCUUCUCCUCCACAUCGUCCCAAGAAGCAUCAGAUGAAGUAAAAGAUGGUGCAAAGGACGAACUAAGUGUCUUAUCAGAGUCAGGAAAAGCAGCACAAGAAGAAGAAAAUAAUGAUACUACUCAUAGUCUAUCAGAACAAGAGAUGGUGAAAAGUGUCACAUCUGAUCAGAUCAGGGGUGAAGACGAUGAAACUUCCCAGCAGGAACACGGAGAAGAGGAUGAAGAUGAGAAAACCUAUAAGGCUUCAGAAGAGCCUGAAGAUAUGCUGUCAGACAAAGCAGAUACUGAGGAUGAGGAGCCGAAGGGAGAUGAAGAAGGAGAGAGUGGAAGUGAAAUUAGCAGUAACAAAGAGGCUGAAGAAGAGAGUGUUUCAGGAGAGGGUGAGGACGAGAAGGAUAAUGAAUUUGAGGAUGAUGAGGAAAAAAGCUCCAGUAGUGGGGAAGAAGAUGAAGGAAGCAAUACAAGUGAUGCUACAGAAUCUGAAGGUGAAGAAAAAGACAGUAGGAAGGCAGCAAGUGAAGCAGGGAGUGGCUCUGAGGUUGAUGAAACAGCGGAGGACGGUGAAAGUGAAGAAGAGGAUAAGGAGGAAGAAGACAAAAGUGAGGAGGAAUCAGAGAGUGCUGACAGUAAAGAGUCGGGAGAAGAGGAGGACAAAGAGGGAAGUGACUCUGCAGAGUCGGCAAAGAGUGAAGAAGAAGAAAAUGAGGCUGAAGAAGAGGCUGAAAAUGAGGAACAGAAAGUUAAUCAAGACUCCGCCAAAAGUGAAGAUGAGGAGGAAGGCUCAGAAGAAGAUGAAGAGAGUGAAGGAGAGGAAGAUGGUGAUGAAGAACAAGAUAGUGAGGCUCAUGAACAGGAGGAAGAGCAAGGUAGAAAAAGUGAUGAAGAUAAUGAAGAGGAGGGUGAAGAAGAGGAAGAAGACAAAGAGGAGGAGGAGGAGGAAGAAGAUGAUAAGGGAGAGACUGGAGAAGAGGAGGGUGAAGAUGAAGAUAAGGGAGAGACUGCUGAAGAGGAAGAGGAGGAUGGUAUGGGGGAUGAGGAAGAAGAGGCUCAGGAAGAUGUUGCUGAGGAGGAAGGUGAAGAUGAAGAGGAGGAAAGUGAAGGUGAGGAGGAAGAAAAAUCUCAAAGAAAAGAUAAAGGUAAGGUGACUACCAAAAAGGUGGUGACAGAGAGUGAGGAGGAGGAAGAAGAGGAGGAGGAGGAAGUUGAAGAUACAAAAAUGACACAGAAAACAGAGACAAGACUUAAAAAUCUGAAAGAAGAACAAAAAAGGGGAGAAAGUGAAAAAGAUGAGGAAAGUGAGGAGGAGGAGGAGGCUAAUGAAGGGGAAUAUGAGGUGAGUGAGGAAGAGGAAAAUAGGGAAAAAGGAAAGGAGAGUGAGGAAGAAGAGGAUGAGGAGGAAGAAGUCAAAUCAACCAGAACAAGAAAGACUGAAAAGCAGAAGUUUCCUCUUAAAGCUGCUCCUCCACAAAGAGAAGACAAACGGAAAGACGCUCCCAGACCAGUGCCGAGGACGAAGCAGAGGACUACUGGGGAGAAGAAACCUGAAGACUCUCAGCAGUUCUGGAACGAUGUCCUGCCUCAGUACCUGGACCUGCAGUGACGUCACAAAAAGGUUUAAAGCUUCAGUCUGGUGUUAAUCCAUAAAUUAUCAAAGGUCAACAAAACACCUGAAAACACAGAAGCACUCGGAGCACUUUUUAACCUCAGUGUUUGUGACGCUCCAUUCAUUUAAAAUGAAGAGUUUUAAAAGCAAAUGCAUCCAGUUUAAUUUUUGAAAAGCUCAGUAAUCUCAAAACAGCCAGAUACUGCAGUUUUUAGCAAAUGUUACUCAUGCAAGAGACAAAACAUUUAUCUGGGACUAUUUUCAACUGCGGAGUAAUUUGGAGCUCUAUGGAGUAUGACAGCGGAGUCAUGCAUUUUGGAUAGACUUUAGAUUUUGGGUAUAAGUCUGAUAUUUCUGCCACGUAUUUCACACAGCAGAUUUUUUGAUAAAAUUUUUUGAUAAACAUUUACAAAAUGAAAAGAUUCUAAACUAAAGAAUUGAUCAAGCAGAACCUGAUGUGUUCUUUUUUCUAUGCACACUUUCUUCUUCCUUGUUAAAAAGGGUUACAGAUUUAGGUGUAUUGUGCCGGUAAAGGCUGGUAAAGCUUUAAUCUACUGAUCGUCAGGUGGUUCUUGUUAGUAAAAUACAUUCACUGGCUUUUCAUGGGAUUUGUUGACAGAAAACACUGAAUAUAACCAGACAGGUGCUUUAAAAAUGUAAAUGGGAUUCAAAGUGUGAUUGUCAAACAGAUUUGUUCUCCCAGUGAGUUAUUCAAUCGCUAUCUAUCAUCUGAUGUUUUCUUUUCAUCUGUAGACUUCAUGGCUUUUUAGUUCAUCUCUUUAUCUGUUCCAAUGCCAAAAUGUUUCAUAAUGUGUUCAUAUCACUUGUUUUUGCCUAGAUAAUGAUAAAUUAUAACCCAUGAUUCAGGUUUAUUUUACACCUUUGAGACUUUAAAGUGAGUAGCAGUGAAAUCUUCAUUCUGCAUCAGAGCAAACCUCACUAAUGUGUUUGUGUGAUUUUCUGCCUUCAUAGUGACUCUUCCUGCAGUAAUGACAGACUUUGUGUUUGGCUUUUAGAGUUCUCUUGAGCUGGAUCAGCAACGGUACUUUUAAAUGUGAAGAAAUUCUUAAACUUAUAUUCAAUGAAAAUGGCAUCUAAGUGUAAACAGCAGUUAAAGACUAAAUCCAGACAGUUUCAUUGGCUGUAACCACCAACCCCCCAAGCCACUUAACGGUUUCCUGACCUGACAGGUGUGUUUCAGCCCAGUCAGGCGUAACGCUUGGCUGGACCCACCUGUAAUUACAGCUCUGGAGAUUCUCUUCCUGUUCCCCAUCAAGACAAAAAGUAUCUCAGCACCUUCAUGUGUGGACUCGCCUCGUCAAACGUCACAGGCUCUGGAAUCAACCGGAAAAUUAAACAUCAAUUAGUCUUUCAACAAAUCUGUACUUUCACCCGCUUUUCCUGCUGUGUGUGUGUGUGUGUGUGUGUGCGCGCGCGUGCGUGUGUGAUGAAACACAGUGUUAAUGCAGUCUAGAAGACUGUCCUGUAAAUGUCAUACCAGAGAUGAUUGAUUGGUACUCUGCUAAAACAAAUCUAUACACCAACACUCCUACCACAUCUGUCUCUGCUAUAGAAAACAACAGGCUGUGAUUACAGUAUGGCUGCUGUAGAAUAGUGUUGCUAGGAAACAACUUGAAUCCAACUUCACUUCAGGUAAAACGCUCACAUCAUUAGGAAACUUGUGCAGCGUUUUGAGUGAACCUCUGCUGUUGCUGCAGCUUUCCAGUGGUGAUGUGUGGUGAAUUAAGGUUACUAUGGAGUGAAAAGGUUGAGUUUGAGUUUAGAAACAGAUGCAACUAAUACUAAAGCUACUAAUUCUAGUGCAUUGUUGUAAUUGCUGAAAACUGACCCAUUGUUCAUGUGACAUUAGUUUAACUUGUAUAUUUUCAGCUGUGACAAAAUCUGGGUAUGAGAAAGAAAGGAGCUCUGUGAUGUCAAGCUUCGUUCCUCUGCCUUCUAAUGGAUGGGAGAGCUGGCUCUGUCUCCCCGUCUGGCUCCCUCAUGCCUGCCUGUAUUAGGAGAUUCCUCUCUUGUUUCUGGAGCAAGAGGCGGGCCUUUGGAAAGCAGGAAUGCUCUGGAAGUUUUCCUGUGAGCUCCCCUUCACAUGUUGAAGAGCGUCUGAUAUGGACAUGUGGCCGCUGGUGCUCCUGUUGGUCCAGCUCUGCGUCUGCUCCGGGUAUGAAGGGUCAGGACAGUACGCCUACGGAGACGAUGAGGACUGGUAUUCCCGUAGAUAUAAAGACUGAGCAGGUCAUUCCAGACUUCUCACCCCUCUAGCAACACUUUCCAGUUUCUCCUGGGCGGUGCAGUGGGUUCCUAGACCAGAAGAGAUAUGUGAUCCCUCCAGCGGGUUUCUGAUUAACACCGGGGUCUCCUGCCAGUCGGACGUGCCUGGAAAACCCCAAGGAGUCAUCUCAAGUAGAAGAACAAACCACCUCAGCUGGCUGUCAUUCUUUCAUUCUGUCUUACGGUCACUACAGAGUUUAUGACUAUAGAUCUCAGGAUCUCAGGUGGCUUGAAUAACACUGAUCAUCUCUUUACAAUGGAGUGAUCCUGUGGGAGUGGCAGUAAUGUGGAUGUUUCUAUGAGAUCCACCUGAACAACCAUCAACUCCAGUAGGACCUGUCACAUCAGGAAUGACUUGAGGAACACAACCAAGACCUCAAGGCCUCCAAGCUCCCCAGAACCCAAUCUGAUUAGACUUCUAUGGGAUCACUGAACCUUCUGAUCCAUGGAGGCCCCACCCUGCAACCCACAGGACUCAGAAGAUCCACUGCUGCUCUUCUGGUGUCAGGAACCACAGGAAACCCUCAGAGCUGCUUUUGGUGGCUGAAGGAUGACCUACACAGUAUUUAACAAGAACUUUUAAUGUUGUGGCUCAUCCAUAUUGGUCUGUCAAGUCUAACAAAUUUCAUCUAUUCAUGUACAUUUUAGUAUUUUACAGACAGGCAAAAAUAAUCAAAAAUAGAUUUUGACAUUGUUUUGGAAUCUAACAUAAGUUAGCUGAAUAAUUACUUCAGGGAUGCUGGAUUAGAGCCAGAAAUAGUAUUUUUGUAUUUUGCCUUGUCUUUAAAAAAAAUCAUAAUUGAACACCAGGUAGUUGAGCCAGUUUUGCAGACAGACACGGUUACGUCAAAGUGGCUUCCAGCUUUAAAUUCAGAGUCAGUUCGACAUGGAACAUUAUUAUCGAGGCCAAACCAAACUCUGCUCUUGUGUAAAAGCUCAAAUAUAGUAUUAUUUUCUUUUACUCGGUGGCUGUGGAAACUUUGCACACACAGAGAGAGAGGGAGCUGUGUAAUGAAUGCUCAUUUUAUUCCAACUGGAAAUCAGCCUGAGCUUGUGUGUAUCUUCCUCUCCAAGUGUGUUCAUCCUGAGCCAGCAGGAAGUAAACUGCAGAUUUUGAUUUCCCUGAAUUGGAAUAAGAACCUUGGGGCCCCUGAAACUUGGCAUCAGACAAGGAACUUUUAGACAAGCGUUGUAGAGAUGGGCAGCGAUCCAGGCUUAAAGGACACAAGUUGAAAGGUCUUAAAGGACCAGUUUGACAUUUUCUGGAAUUACGCUUUUCUGCUUUUUUGCUGAGAGUUUAAUUAAAAGUCUGAUAUCAUUUUCAUCUUUUGUGAUAAAUGUGAAGCUACUGCCAACAAUCUAUCUGCAGAGAUUACCUUUGGAAAGCUAGCUGUUUAUCCCUGUUUUCUGUAUUCAGGGUCAGUUAGUCGAACUGUCUGGAGCUUCAUACUUUAACGUACACCGUCAGUCAUCGCAUUUAAUUCCACAAAGAAUGCAGAAACGUGCAUUUUCUGAAAUUUCAAGCUGUUUUUUAUUAGAGCACCAUUAUUCUCGUCUAAAACAGAUCUUUCUGUGGUCAAGCUGAGAAAGGAAAUGGAAAUGGAUCCAGUGGACAAUAAACAGAGAUGAUAGCUAAA
Molecule: messenger RNA, 8953 nt
Organism: Amphiprion ocellaris (clown anemonefish)
Lineage: Eukaryota; Metazoa; Chordata; Actinopteri; Pomacentridae
Gene: rpgra
Product: retinitis pigmentosa GTPase regulator a
Exons: 16
Coding region: 42-5027 (1661 amino acids)
Source: RefSeq, a predicted model, not a curated record